Molecule: messenger RNA, 1569 nt
Organism: Meloidogyne enterolobii
Lineage: Eukaryota; Metazoa; Nematoda; Chromadorea; Rhabditida; Meloidogynidae
Source: the annotation of a GenBank genome assembly
AUGUGGCCUUCAAUAAUUGUCCCUACUCCAAGUUCUUGUGUACAAGAAAGACCUCGUCAUCAUAUAAAAAAGUUGUGGGGCCCUUUUUGUUGUUGGGUUACAAUGAGAAGGAAAAGAAGGAAGCAAAAUAAUUUUAAAAAACGUCCUUAUUUUCCCUUAGAGGGGAAUAAUCAAAAUAAUUAUCAAUUAUUUGGUAUUCCAAUUCAUUCCCCAACAGAAUAUUAUUUAUUUCUGGAAAAAUAUUUUAAUUGGGGACAACAGCAAAAUGAGAUUGAAAGGAGAGAGUUGGAAAGGAAUAAAAUGAGUAAAAAAUCUUUCAUUGAUGGUUCUUCUAAUUCCUCGAGUUUUAACGAAAAUUGGGAUUGCUGUACUUGCCCUGGAAAGCCUUCAACUUCGACGGACUACCAACCUUCGAUUUGUGGGCAAUUAACUGUUUCAAUUCGUAAAAAAUUUGGUCAACCUUUGGGGCUUGGAAUUGCUGGAGGUUCUGAUAGGCCAAUGCCACCAACAAUUUCCUAUCUAAAACCGGGAUUUGUUGCACAACGUUGUGAUCAAAUUCAAGUUGGUGACAGACUUUUAGAAGUAAAUGGAAUUAAAGUAAAUAGAGGAUUGACUCAUUCAAAAGUUUUGUCUCUUUUACGUGGAAAUAAUUUAUUAGAAUUAAAAUUAGAAUAUGAUUUAAAUGAACAACAAAGAGAAGAACUUUUACUUAAUAGAAAGGAAGGAAUAAUUACAAAGGCAACAGAAAUCGAAUUAAGGGAUCAAAUGUCAUCAGAUGGGGAUUUUGGACUUUUUGGGAUUGUAAUUAGAGGAGGGGCUUUUGGACCGGAUUUAAACAAAAAUAAGCCUAUUACAAUCACCUCAAUUCGUGUUGGAGGUCCGGCACACAGAGAUGGACGUAUUAGACCUGGUGAUAGAAUUGUAGCUAUUAAUGGGAUUUCUGUGAAUGAUUCUACUCUUUCUGAUGCAAUUAAUUUAAUUAAAACUUCGCCUCAAUCAAAAGUUAAUUUAACUGUGGAAUAUGAUACUUGCAAUUUAGCCUCACUGCGCAAAGUACCAAAUUCUUUGAGAGUUGAAAUAGAGAAAACCCCAGGCGUUGAUUUUGGUAUUGAAUUAGCUAUUAAACAAGUACCUAUAUGGCCAACUGGAAGUAGAAGAGCUGUUAUAGUUGAGGGGUUAGUGCCGGCUUCUAUUGCUGAAAGAUGUGGUGCAAUUCAACCAAACGACGAAUUAAUGUCAAUAGAUUUAAUUAGUUUAAAAUUAAUUUCUAGUCUAAACGAAGUUUAUCAACUUUUAAAUAGCCAUAGUUCUUUAAUAAGACUUGAAUUAUUACCUGCUGAAAUGAGAGGGAAAAUAGAUUUACAAAAUGGAGAAUGUCAAAAAUUGUCACAAAAUUUUCUCGAAUUUGAUGAAAUUGAUUUAAAUGAAAAGAAUAAAAAUAAAUUAUUUUUUAUUAACAACUUUCCCCCCUUCUAUUCUUCUCAAAAAUUUCCAUCAAAAUCAAAAAGAAAAGGUCAGUCAAAAACAAAUUCUUUUUUGAGUCAAAAUUUAUUUUAUGACAAUUUCUGA